GAGAAACUUGAGCCUCCAUUAAUGAAGAAGCUGGUGAAGGCAGGCAAUCCCAUGCAUAGCCAUAUUUAUGUAGGAACUUCACAGGAGAGGAUAAUCUUCAAAUGACGACCAACUCAUUGCUCAUGGAUCCUUUCGAUCAAGAAGACCUCUCGGCCAUAUUUCGCCAACGUAUCCACAAUUUCAUCGCGCCCUCUUCCUCCGUGCCUUUCACAAACAUUUCUUGCUUCACUUCCCUACCUCCAUCCACUAUAGAGCAACCAAGAUUUCAAUCACUCGGCCUCGCCAAAACGAUAAAAUCCGACCACAAUCCUAUCGCCAAUUGCCAGGUAGUGUCGAGCCAUCGCUCGGCACCGACCACCAAGAAAAAAAGCCCCCGACGAAUUCGGGCGGCGUCGCAAACCUAUGACCACAUUAUGGCGGAGAGACGGCGGCGGGAGCAGCUCAGCCAGCUAUUUAUUUCCCUUGUAGCUCUUGUUCCAGGCCUUAAAAAGAUGGACAAAGGCUCAAUUCUCGAAGAUACGAUCAAGUACAUAAAACACCUCCAAAAAACUGUACAGAAGUUAGAAAAAUUUGUCACAAAAACAACUGUAAUUGUAAACAAGUCACUAGUCGUGGUGGCCGAAGACGGGACAAUGUGGGAUGAGCCUCGCCACCACCUCCGGCAAUCUCUGUCGGAGGUGACGGCAAAAAUGCGCGACAACUACAUCCUCGUUAGAGUAAAUUGCGAGAAACACAAAGGCAUACUCGCCGGAUUGCUUCGCAAGGUCGAGAGCCUUAACAUGAACAUCAUCAACGCCAACACGAUCUUGCUCGGAAAUGUGGCCAUGGACAUUACGGUUGUCGCCAAGGUCGAUUUGGAGAAGGGCUUUGUCACGACGGAAAAGGAGGUCGUGGCGAUGGUGAAAGAAGUUCUCCGGCUGCCGCCACUCAUAGCGGCCGGAGAUUAGAAGGUAAAUUGUUUAUUAUAUACGGAAAUAAUUACAAGGUAAAUUAAAUUAUAUUUUCUAUAAUUUAAUAAAAAUAUCAUUUUUGUGCGCUUUAAAUUUUGUGUUAAGACUUUAAAUUUCUACACAUAAUUCUUCAUUAAUUAAAAGUCACAGGGAAAAUUUCGUCGUGUGCGGCUAUUUUCUUAUUUGUGCCAUCCCUCGUGGAUAUAUUACAUCACUAAUAGGUGCAAUAUUUUCACGUGGGAUCUCAAUAGUUAAAUAAAUAAAUUGAGAUCGUGGAGGAAUAUUUAAUUUUGCUGUGAACCCAUUACAUUCAUA
Andrographis paniculata is the source of this 1265-nucleotide messenger RNA. RefSeq names its product transcription factor bHLH25-like. The record is from RefSeq and is a predicted model, not a curated record. Gene Ontology annotation, molecular function: protein dimerization activity. The transcript is spliced from 5 exons. NCBI's taxonomy places the organism in Eukaryota, Viridiplantae, Streptophyta, Magnoliopsida, Lamiales, Acanthaceae. Bases 102 to 947 code for a protein of 281 amino acids.